Molecule: messenger RNA, 1732 nt
Organism: Rotaria sp. Silwood2
Lineage: Eukaryota; Metazoa; Rotifera; Eurotatoria; Philodinida; Philodinidae
Source: the annotation of a GenBank genome assembly
AUGUCAAUAGGUGCAGAUAGUAUCGGUAACGAUCCAUUCACGAUUGUUUUAUUUGGUGCCUGCAAUUCUGGUAAGAGUUCCUUGAUUAAUGCUGUCAUGACGAAAGACCAAUGCCCAGUCGGUCACGAUGGAAAACCAACAACCAUGAAACUACAGUUGAUACAAUCAGGUACCAAAGUUUAUAUUGAUACUCCGGGCCUUCCCAAAAGCCCGUCAAAAAUACGUAGAUCCACAUUCCCGCGUGAUCAGCAUCCGUCCAUGAUUUGGUUAGUAGUCAAUUUUCAAGCAGCAAUCGAAGAUGAUGAAUUUGAUAUUCUCAAUCAAUUUCCAGUUGUACCAUCAAUAGUUAUCUUGAACAAAGUCGAUUUUUGCACAAAAGAAGAUGUUGAAAAUUUUGAUAACGUGGACUAUUCUACAAAGCAUACAAAACUGGCAACCGUACACAAACGACUAAUUGCAGAGAAAGAAGUACAUAAGAACAUUCAACAUAUUGCCAUCAUAUCUCUGAAAGACGAGUCCGAUAGCGAACGGUGUCCGAUUGGUGUCGAUAUGCUUGAGACAAUCACAAAGAAGUAUACUGGACAGGAAAAAGUGAAUAAUGCUCCAUCAGGUGAAGAAUCCAGCGUAUCAAUUGCAAUUGUUGGCUAUAGUUCAAGUGGAAAAAGUUCAAUGAUAAAUACUAUUUUGUCUGACAAGCCGGCAGCAAUUGGUUGCGAUGGGAAGCUAACUACAAAAGAAUUGACGUGUUAUCAGUUGCGUCAAUGUAAACUGUGGGAUUUCCCAGCUAUAAAUAAGCGCUUCGAAGAAGAUCAAAAAGAUAUAUUAACUAUCGAUGAAAACGUACAGCCCGAUAUGAUUUGGUUUAUCUUCAAUUAUAAUAGUGUCGAUGUUGAUGAUGAAUAUAAGCUAUAUGAGCUUCUUAAGAUCAAUAAAGAUAUACCUGUGAUUGUAAUCAUCAACAAAGUGGAUAAAUUACGGAAAGUUCGUGACUUGUCUCAAGCGGAUCUAAUGGAAUUUAGCCAACUACUACCAUCCUCGAAAUUGUCAAGCAAUAAAAAGCUAACCCAAUUACGUGAUGGAAUAUAUGGUGCAUGGUCCAAGUUGAUGAAUUUGAAAGCUGUUACUGUCACUUCACUCACGAGUGGAGAUGAUGAAGAAGAUGAAAGUAGCACACCAAUAGGGAUUGAUGUUUUACUAGAUAUCACACGACAACAUCUGACAAAUAAUGGUCAGAAGCGAACAGUUCAGAUGCUGGAGCUGCCGAAUUCAUCGUCUGUGAGAAUGAUGAAUAAGCAAACAGCAAAAACUGUGUCAUGGGAAAAGGUCAACAGAAUUGUCGCACUUAUCUAUCAAUUGUUUGCUUAUCUUGGCACUCCAGUCAAGGGGCUCGCGGAGUUCGUGAACAAUUGUAAUGGAUAGAUGCUUCUGCUCUUUAAUUAAGAGACUUGGACGAACUUUUACUGUCAAUAUUCUUGAAAAUAAAUUAAAAAUAUCCUGUACCUGGCAGAGGUCUCGAUGAUAUUCACUUAAAAAUAAAUCACUAGCAUCAAAGAUGUCAAACGCAUCAACUAUUCUGAUGGACAUAGUAAAGUUGCAGAGUCAUAACAAUAUCAAUUUUUUUUGGUAAUCAUUGCAUUGCAGAUAACAAGGUCUAUGAAACAAUAGCUAAAAUUAUAGAUUAGGACUGUAUUAGAAAGAUAUUAUGAUGAAACUGGAUUAAAAUAGUGUAUGA